This is a messenger RNA of Pyricularia grisea, 374 nucleotides long. RefSeq lists its product as uncharacterized. The transcript is spliced from 2 exons. The record is from RefSeq and is a predicted model, not a curated record. Lineage: Eukaryota; Fungi; Ascomycota; Sordariomycetes; Magnaporthales; Pyriculariaceae. The annotation marks the transcript as partial.
UCAGCAUCGCAUCGGGCCGCAGGACAAAAAAAAAAAAGGACGAUAGCCGGGGAAAAAGAGUUGAGCUUGCGGCUGAGUGCCGGUUGGCAGCCCCUGAGCGAAGGGCGGACUCUCUUGGCAAGCCGCCACACGUCCAGCCCUUACAUAGGACCUAGACUAACACUAGAGAAACUAGCCUCCCCGGACCCUAGGCUGAACCUGAAGAGAAUGCACCACAUGAGUUACUAUGCUUGCCAUGCCAUCAUGGUGCACAGGCCCCCUUCUACAAGCGACUGACACUAUAAUUUUUUUUAACGGGUUUGACAAGUACCGAAGAAUGGGCGAUCAUAGAUAAGAAGGGAGCUUGAGCGUUGCAAAUAACUUUUUUUUUUGUC